AUGGUCCACCCCACUGUCACCUGCUGCAAGACCUCCGGCGCCGGAGAGUGUGUCUGCGCUGCCCAGGCCAAGUGCUCCUGUGGAAAGGAGAGCGCCCUCCACUGCUCUUGCAACAAGGCUUCCACUGAGAACGCCAUCUCUGGACCUCGCUGCUCAUGCCGCGCCCGCCCCGUUGGUCAGUGCACCUGUGAGCGCUCCGUGACCGAGAACAAGGCCGUCUCUGGCGAGACCUGUGCCUGUGGCAGCCGUCCCUCUACUUCUUGCACCUGCGAGAAGGCCGAGGGCGUUGACUCCGCUUUGGAGGUCGACUUCACCACCCGCGCUUAA
Messenger RNA from Penicillium odoratum, 327 nucleotides. Its product is annotated as putative copper resistance protein Crd2. The record is from RefSeq and is a predicted model, not a curated record. The coding region runs from base 1 to 327 and encodes 108 amino acids. Lineage: Eukaryota; Fungi; Ascomycota; Eurotiomycetes; Eurotiales; Aspergillaceae. The transcript has 3 exons.